Molecule: messenger RNA, 2603 nt
Organism: Cydia pomonella (codling moth)
Lineage: Eukaryota; Metazoa; Arthropoda; Insecta; Lepidoptera; Tortricidae
Gene: ChLD3
Product: chitin deacetylase 1
Exons: 9
Coding region: 561-2357 (598 amino acids)
Biological process (GO): carbohydrate metabolic process
Cellular component (GO): extracellular region
Molecular function (GO): protein binding; chitin binding
Source: RefSeq, a predicted model, not a curated record
CCUGCAAAUAAUUAUGUUGAGCUUACGGUGAGAACUACGACUCUUAUCACUUUCACCGGAAUUAUUAUCAUGCAAAAAAUAAUGAUAAAAACGUCAACUUAAACAUAUACAUAGGUAUGUAGUCAGACCAUUACCCAUUGUUGUAUAGAUUAUAUAGCUUAUACUAUGCAGGUUUAUUCGAAAUAAAUUCGCAUCGUAAGGGGGAGACAAUGAGGAUAGGAUCAUAUAAUAUAAAAAAGUAUAAAAACGUCAGUCUGUGUGUGUUUUUUAGUCCUUUCGAUUUAAAUUUACUGAUUAUGUGUCUAACAAAAACACUUGAUAUUUAAUAAUGCAUAAAUAAGGUACCUAGUUUACCUAGUUAAUUAUAAUAAUGUGUAACGUGUACAAUACAAUAUACAAUACUAUUUAUGUCUUUCAAUCACGUACAACUUGAAGUCGCCAUAUUCGUUCCGCCUCACCGAACAACCAGCCAUCGUGGAGGUGGAAGAAAGUAACCCCGCAACGAUAAUGACUCGUUGAUAACUUAGUGCUUCCAAGACAGAGCUCGCAACAGUCGCACCAUGCGGCUCCUUCUUGCGACCCUCGCUGUGUGCGCGGCUUUAGGUAGUUGUUCGAAAUUAAAGGGACUUCCGAUUAACCGUAAACAAAAAAUAAUUUCAGCGUUACGUGGUCAAGAUUCAAAAUUUCCAUUGCUUUCGCCGGAGAAGCAGUUUGAAUAUUUGCUUUACAUUAAAAAAGUUCCUAAAGGUUUCAAGCAACCUACCAAUACGAUCAGUGAAUAUGCGAAGUUAUUUUCGAAUUUAAUUACAGGAGUGCAAGGAAAGCACAGAAAUAAGAAGCAUGUGCUAAGCAAAAGGAGCACCAGUAAUUUAAAGUGUCAUGAAAAUGGAAGAUUUUACAGAAACCCGGAUCGCACGGAUGAAGCAACGUGGACAAACGACGAGUGCGCCAAAUAUUACCUAUGUCUCCAGAACGAGGUGUUCGAGUUUCGUUGUUCCCCGGGCCUGCUUUUUGACGUGAACCGACAGCUGUGUGACCAGGCGCAGAAUGUUCACAACUGUGACGUCACUACUGAGACACAUAUCCCGAAACCUCUUCUGGAGAACGGUUCGUGUGCCAACGAGACGCACCUCGCCUGUGCUAACGGGAACUGCGUGCCUGCGGAGUACUUCUGUGAUGGAUCCAACGACUGCGCCGACUCCUCUGAUGAAGGCUGGUGCGACGUGCAGUACGACCCUAAUUCCGCGGCGCCCUGCGACACGGGACUGUGCCAGCUGCCGGACUGCUUCUGUACUAAAACAGGGUCUGAGAUCCCUGGUGGUUUAGUUCCAAACCAGACUCCUCAAAUGAUCACCCUGACCUUCCACGGGCCAGUAAACCACGAGAACUGGGACGUGUUCACAAAGCACCUGUUCACUCCCGAGCGCCGAAAUCCAAACGGCUGCAACAUAAAGGCGACGUUCUUCAUCCCGCAUCAAUACACCAACUACAGGCACGUGCAGAAGCUGUGGAACGAGGGACAUGAGAUCGCUGUCAACUCUAUUACAAAUCGCGGGCCCGAAGAAUGGUGGUCCAAAAACGCCACUGUAGAGGAUUGGUUCGAUGAGAUGGUCGGUCAAGCGAACAUUAUCAACAGAUUCGCUAAAGUACGCAUGGAAGACUUCAGGGGCCUCCGCGUGCCGUAUCUGUCGCUGGGCUGGAACCGUCAGUUCCUCAUGAUGCAAGAGUUUGGCUUCGUGUACGAUGCGACGGCGGUCGCGCCGGCGUCGGACCCGCCGUACUGGCCGUACACGUUAGACUAUAAAAUGCCGCACAAGUGUUCCGGAAACCAGUACUGCCCAACACGGAGCUACGCCGGCCUGUGGGAGAUGCCCAUAAACCCAUUCCGACACGAAGGAGGAAAGGAAGGCGAAGAAGAAUGUACGACCCUGGAGCACUGCCCCAAGCUGACAGAUAAGGAUGUGUAUGAUGACCUGGUCAGCAACUUCAAAAGACAUUAUCUGAAGAACAGGGCUCCGUUUGGCAUUCAUUUGAAUGCUACAUGGUUGAAGAAUGCUGAUUAUUGGCAUGCAUUUAAGAAAUUUAUUAGUGAAUUAAUGAAACUACCAGAUGUCUACUUUGUGACAAACAAGCAAGCCAUUGAAUGGAUGAAGCGGCCAACGCCAGUGCUACAUAUAAACAAGUUUGAGCCGUGGCAAUGUAAAAAACAAAGUUUGGACGAUGUUGAAUAUGCCUGCCACAAACCAAGGACUUGUAAACUACAGUCAAAAGUUCUACAGCAUGAUAAAUACAUGAUAACCUGUCAGGGUUGUCCACAAAGUUAUCCAUGGAUAAGGAAUGAGUUUGGAUUAGAUUAAUAUUUAAAAAUAAUGUACCAUCUUUAACACAGUUAAUUGACUAUUUGUAUAUUUUCUAUACCUUAUUGGAACAAGAUACAGUAUACCAAUGGUCAUUUAAGUGUGUUGCUGUUAGUAAAUAUGCUAUAACUUACGACUUAAGUUACCAGUGGAGCAAAUGACUUGAUGAAUGAAUCUGGACAUGUUUGUUCCAUAUUAUGUUAUUAUGUUAUUGUUUGUAUGUUUGUGUAUUUAAUGUAAUAGGUU